CUCUGGAAACCACCUUGCUCUUCGUACCAACCCAUAACCCUAACCAUCCUCAAUCUCGUGUUCACGCCUGUAAUGUCCCUGAGCCGGCGAGCAAGCAUGGAGCUUUAGGAUAUUCUCUAAGAUAUUCUCUUAACGUUACCCGGAUAAGUGUUUAGCUGGUCCACGCCAUUCCGUAUAGCCUAAAAAGACCGAAUUAGAUGGCUCUGUUUGCGUGAGCUGAUUCCGCGGCUGGAGCUAGUAUACCUGAUAUUGGCCGCGAUACAGGCACAACCUCUUAUGAGAACGUCCCGUCGCUGUGUUCCUGCAAGUGUGAACAUUGGAGAAAUGAGUCCUAGACAGCAGGGGUUGGGAGCGGGAAAGGAACCCAUUCAGAGAGGCGAUCCGCUUGAGCGAGGCAACGGAGGGCAAGAUAAAGCGAGAGGGAGCGCUGAACGGGCAGGCGGAAACAUCAACGGGCAGCAGGAACGCGGCGAGGAACGCAGCGAGGAACGCGGCGAGGAAAGGUGGACUAGUAGUACGGUUAUCGGCGAACCCGCCGGCGAGGUGGAGCGGAUUCGACGGCGGCUGAAGGAAGCACGCGAGGAAAGGGGUGCUAGUGUCAGCGGUGCGGCUAAUGGCGAGGCUGGCGAGGUAGAGCGGAUUCGACGGCGGCUGAAGGAAUGGGAGCGGGGAUUCGCCGCGUCGCACGGCCGCGCUCCGUCGCGCGCUGACGUGGAGGGCGAUCCGGGCGUAGUUGAGCUGUAUGGGAAGUACGCUCGGCUGAAGGAACGGGAGAGGAGAAAGCGGAAGAGGAGCCAUGAAGGUGCCGCUGCUGGUGGCGCUACUGCUAAAUGUGCUACUAUCGAAGAGGGCAAGGCAACAACGGGGUGGCAGAGAGGGCAAGGCAGAGCAGAGACGGAACGGUGUCAAGGAUGUACAAGAGGAUGAUAGAAUUGGUAACAGGAAGUCCAAUAGGGAGGAUGGAGAGCGUUCGGGCAAAGCCAGGCUGGCCUCUAACCCCCGGAUAGGCCUGUCUGCCCCUCUGUCGGACCUAGGAGUGUGGCAGAGCAGCAGGCAGUUCAGUCUUGUUGUGUGCGGCGGAGGGGGAGGAGGGGUGGGGGGUGCAGGAAGGGGAGGGUUACAAGGAGCCGGGUUAGGGUUACAAUCAACGGAGCGAGCGCAGGAGCCAGUACCAGCAGGUGCUGCAGGUUGUGCGGGUGAGAAGCAGCUGUCAGAGGGUGAGGCACAGAGGGUGCAGGGGCAGUGCGGACAGGAGGGGCUGGGCGGGGGGCGGAGGGGGCGGGCAGAGCAGCAGGUGGGGGGAAUCGAGAGGGGAAGGUUGAACCGGGGCGAGGAGGUGGGGAGAGUGGAUGGUAGUGGGGAUGGUGGGGGUGGUGGGGAUGGUGGGGAUGGUGGGGAUGGUGCGGCUGGUGGGGAUGGUGGGGAUGGUGGGGAUGGUGUGUGGGCGAGAGGGGAAGGAGAGGCAGGGGCAGGUGACGAAGCAGGGAUGGGUUACUUUGGACCAACUGCGGUCCCUGUUCGUCCUGUGGGCAUGCUUGGCUGUGUUGCGCCCUCGAGCCUGCUUGUAACGAGGAUAGGUAGAGGGGGAGGGAGGUGGGGAGCUGAAUGCAGAGCUGCUGAGUUGGCAUGUGGGGGUUGGCUGCAGGAGACGGCUGACAUGGAACCUGUAGCAGCUGAGGCGGCGCUAAGGGAAGCUGAUGUGGCACAGAGAGGGGCUGACGUGUUGCAGGGAAGUGCUGACGUGGAUGUAACACGAUUGGUGGAUGCUGAAGCCGCAGAAGAAGCAGUGAAUCCAACAGGGCUUUGCUCAAAGCCACCAGUAAGAGCUGCAGAACGGGCAGAAGGUGCCGAAUGGGCAGACAGUGCAGAAGGUGCAGCAUUAAGCGCAGGAGCAGGUGAAUUGCGAGGCGAAGCUAUGCCAGAAGCAGAAGAGUUGACUGAAGGACCACCCACAGCAGCAGCAGCGUCAGGUCUAGCAGCAGCGCCAGGUCUAGCAGCAGCGCCAGGUCUAGCAGCAGCGGUACCAACACCAUCAGGAGCAAUGGAAGCACCAACAGCAAUCGCACAGCUGCCACCGUCAGCAGCAGAACCAGCAGCAGCAGACCCAGCAGCAGCAGCAGCAGCAGCACCACCACCACCACCACCAGCGGCACCACCACCAUCACCUCCAGCAGCAGCAGCAGCACAACCAGCAGCAGCAGCACAACCAGCAGCAGCAGCAGCAGCAGCAGCAGCACCACCACCACCAGCAGCGGCAUCACCACCAUCACCUCCAGCAGCAGCAGCAGCAGCAGCAAUGGAAGCAGCUGAUGUGAACCGCAUGACAGUGGUGCAGCUGAGGGCCGCCCUCCUGGCCAAUGGGCUGCGAACGUCUGGCAGAAAGGCAGAGCUGGUGAGCCGACUAGCAGAGGCUGGUGGGUGUGUGACUGGGGAAAGAAGUGUGGGCGAGAAAAGUGUGGGGGAGGUGAGUGUGGGUGAGAGGAGUGUGGGUGGGAGAAAGUGUCGAAGAAACGAGGGUGGGAGAGGUAUGGGGAGGGCAGGGGGGCAGCGGAGGAGGCAGGUGGUGAGGGUGAAGGGGAGGCGACGAGUCAGAGCUCCAGAGGGUGAUACUGAUGGUCAUGAUGAUGAUGAUGGUGGUGAUGAUGGUGAUGGUGAUGGUGAUGGGGUUGUUGAUGGGGAUGGUGGUGAUGCUGGUGCUGGCGUUGAUAGCAGUAAAAAGGACCCAAUGAGGCGCCCUACUGAAGGAGAUGCGAAAACAAUGCAACGGGUUGGCGAGACGGCGGCACUCGCAGGCUCCCAUGGGAGGGAAUGCAGGGAUGGGCCGGGAAAGACGGCUGGGAGGAGGGUCACACGUCUAGCUGCUCGGGUAGCAAGGGAUGGUUUGAGGGGAAGGGAGCAAGGGGAGAAGGAUGGGGCGAAGGAGGAUGAGCGAGGAGCGAAGGAGGGGGGGGAGACGGGGAGUGGGAGUGAAGGGGAGGAGGGGAGUGAGGAUGCGAGUGAGGAGAGUGAGGGGGAGAGCGGGAGUGACAGUGGUUCGGAUUGGGCAGAGGAGAGAAGGGGGGUGAGCAGCAGUAGCGAGAGUGAGGAGGAGGGGGUGGGAGAGGAGGAGGAGAAGGGGGAGGAGGAGGAGGAGAGGAGCAGGGUCACAAACAAGACAGUUACAGUGAAUACAGUCACACGUGAGGGCAGAGGUUCGGGUAAGGCUCGGUGUAACGCACGCAAAGCGAAGGGGGGAGUUGGUGGGAGAAGACAAGAGACAGGACAGAAACGAGAGGAUCGAAAACCGAAGAAUGAACUGAGUGGUGAUGCUGCUGUUGUUGGGGGUGCUGCUGCUGCUGCUGCUACUCCUGCUGCUGCUGGUGCUACUCCUGCCGCUGCUGCUGCUGCUGCUGCCACAGGUGGAGCGGGCAGUACAGCAGCGGAGUAUGGGUGGGGUAAUCCCAGGGCUUUGCAAGCCCUGAGGCAGAAGGAAGCACAGAGGCGGAAACAGAGGAAGGUGGCUACUGCUGCCGGUGCAGGUGUAGCCAGUGCAGGUGCUACUGGUGGGGGUGCAACACGUGCAGGGUAUGGUCUUACCAGCAGCAGGAGUGCCAGGGGCCGCCCCGGGCUGCAAGGGAGGGACAACUUUGUGCGCCUCAAUAUCAACGGCAGGGGAUGCAAGAAGAGGUUCGGGAACGGUACCAAGACCAGCAGGUUCGGCAGCAGGUCCGGCGGUGGGAGUAGGUACGGUGGGAGGUUCGGUGGUGGGUAUGGAGGGGGGAGGAGGAAGACGUUUUACAGGAAAGGGGGGAAGAGGGGGAAGGGAGGGGUUUUGGGGGAGGGAGGAGGGGGAGAGUGUGGUAUGGGCUUAGGUGACUGGAUGGAUGAUGGUGCGGUGAUGGGGUUGGGGGGGGGAGAAGAGCAGAAAGGAGGAGUGGGGGAUGUGGAAGGGGCAAUUGGGGAGAAUGGGGGGGGCAGGAAGGGGGGAGAGGUUGGAAAGGAGGUGGGGGGAAGCGAGGAGGAAGGGAAGGGGAGGCAAGAAGGGAUAGAGGAUGAGGGAGAGGAGGAAGAGGAAGUAGAGGAGGUAGAGGAGGUGGAAGAGGGAGACGGUGUGGGACAGGAGAAAGGCACGGAGGGCAAGGGGCAAGGGCGCAAGAAGAAGGGCGCAAGGGGGGAAGGGGAGGAGGAGGAGGGGGCGACUGAGAGGGCUCGAAUGGUUGAGAGGGCCCGAAUGGUUGAGAGGGCCCAGAGGGAACCUUCAGAGAGCAAUCUGCUGUGGGUGUUGCGGCAUGUGUUUGGAUUUGAUAGGUUCCGAGAUGGACAGGUGGCGGCCAUCCAACGGUUGCUGCGAGGCCAAUCAACGCUCCUCGUGCUGCCAACUGGCGCUGGGAAGUCCCUCUGCUACCAGCUCCCAGCCUUCCUCCUCCCCGGAUUGACCCUGGUCGUCAGCCCACUAGUGGCGCUCAUGCAGGACCAGCUCGCCCACCUGCCGCCCUGCCUGCCUGGCGGCCUGCUCUCGUCCUUCCAGUCACCAGCGGAGAGCGGUGCAGUGAUAGAGAGGCUACGAAGGGGGGACAUCAGGGUGCUCUUUGUGUCUCCCGAGCGCCUGGCAGCGCCGUCCUUCCUCCGCCUGCUCUCGUGUCUGCCCCAGGGGGUGUCUCUGGUGGUGUUCGACGAGGCGCACUGCAUUUCCGAGUGGUCGCACAACUUCCGCUCGGCCUACCUGCGCCUCUCCUCCAUCCUCCUCUCCAGCGGCCUGUUGGAGACGCACUCCCCAGCCGAUGCUCAAGAGGAGGCAUCAAACAGCAGGACUGCUGAUACUGCUGAUACUUCUGACACGACUGAUCACGCCAGUGCCAGCGCCAGCAGCAGCACAAGCACCAUCACCCACAGGCCGUGCAUCCUCGCCAUCACCGCCACCGCCACCCGCCUCGCCACGUCAUCGCUGACCUCAGCCCUGGGAAUCCCGCCGGGCGGCGUGAUCCGGCGUGGAGUGGUGCGGCCGAACCUGCACCUAUCGGUCUCACUAACCGGAACCAAAGGGCCUGGGAUCGGGCUUGGGCAUGGACCUGGGCAUGGGCAUGCAGUGGGAGAGAGCAAGUGGGGGGCAGAUGUCACUCUAUCGAAGGGACCAAGGGGCGGGCCAGCAGCAGGGCAGAGCCGGCAGCGAGAGCUUGUGGAUCUGCUGAGCUCAGCACCCUUUGCUUCUGCUCGCAGCAUCAUCGUCUACUGCUCCUUCCAGUGGGAGGCUGAUGACGUGGCACGCGUUCUUCGCGACAACCGGAUUGCGGCUCGGAGCUACCACGGAGGCCUAGACGCGGGUGAGAGGACUCGAAUUCUUCAGCGCUUCACAGCCAACAAGCUGAGAGUGGUAGUGGCGACUCUGGCAUUUGGCAUGGGCUUGGACAAGGCUGACGUUGGUGCGGUUGUGCACUACUCCCUUCCUCGCAGUCCAGAGCAAUAUGUGCAGGAGAUAGGUCGUGCGGGGCGCAACGGCCAGCCAGCCUUCUGCCAUCUCUUUGUGGACCGGCCCUGCUACCUUCGCCUGCGCAGCCUUGCACACUCGGACGGCGUAUCGGAGAGUACUGUAGCUGCGUUCCUCUCUCUUGUCUUUGGCGAUUACCAGCUGCCAGCAGCACCUGAAGAAUCACCUGAGGCAGCACCUGAAGACUCGAGUGCAGCAGCAGCAGCAGCAGUGCAGAUUCCUGUGUUCCGGACCAUUCCCAAGGAGAAGACCGCUCAGUCCCUUGACAUACGGCCAGAGGUCAUGGAAACUAUACUUGUGUUCUGCGAGUCAACCCCUGCCUCUCUGCCUUCCGACCCAGCAGUACCAGAGCCCUCGGGUCCAUCGCUCGUUGCUGACUCAACCCCAAACCCAUUAGUGCCAACACCUGCUUCUCAGUUGGAACCCUCUGGUCCAUCACCUAUUGCUGACUCGGCCCAAAACGCAUCAGUUCCUUUGCCCUCCGACCCAUCGCCGAUAACCGACUCCACGCAAACGCUAUCAGUGCCAGUCCAUCCAUCACCCUCCCCCUCACUUCCCAACCCUCUAACAUCAGUAACACAACCACCACCACCACCACCACCACCACCACCACCACCGCCAUCACCCGGCCUCCCUGCAGCUGCUGCUUACUUGCGAAUGAUGCCCGAGGCCCCCGCUUCUUGCCUGCUUUCCUUCCACAAGACUCCAGUGGAGAUUCUGUCCAGGAAGGUUCCUCUUGUGAAGGCCGUUCUUGCGACCAACCCCACCCCCCGCAACGGCCGGUACACAGUUCAGCUGGCACCGAUGGCCAAUCACAUGCGCAUGCCGCUGCCCAUGCUGCUCGCGUGCUUGAGGGACCUGCAGAGGUGUGGGGAGAUCGUAUGCGAGUUCCAGGAACCUUCCCUGUGCGUGCAGCUCCUAUCUCGCCCCAGGAGUCUUUCCUCCCUCGCAGCGGCCAUCUGCCAGCGGCUCGCCGCAGUGGAGAAGUCAACUGUUGCUAAGCUUGACGCCAUGUAUUCUGUGGUACUAGCUGCGGCGCAAGUGCCAGCCGAAUCGCCAGCUGCAGACACCAUGGCUCCCCCUCUCGCUUCUGACUGGCACAAGUCACUGUCUGGGCGGCAGACAGCCCUCCUGCAUGGCUGCAUCUCAGCAUACUUUGACUCCAGGGAUGGCACUGUACCCUCGCUGCUUGCUGCUCCUGCUACUGUGCCCACUGCCAGCCAAUUUCUUCGUAGCGACAUAAAGGUGUUCCUGCGCUGCCAGCAAGCCAAUCCCGAUGCGCCACCUGUCAACGCCCGUGCCAUCGCCCGCAUUCUUCAUGGCCUUACGAGCCCUGCCUUCCCCACAUGUACAUGGUCCAAGCACCAUUUCUGGGGCCUCUAUGCAGACAUUGACUUCCACACAGUUCGGAGGAUCGCUUUAGAGGAGGUUAUUGCAUCACGGCCGCACAAACUUAGACUGCGUCCCAUGCUGAAAUAAUUGUUGAAACGCACAUUAACGUAUAAACAGCUGUUGCGUCUUGUGUGCAUGCCACGGUUUUCGCCUCAUAAAUGAGGUAAUGAGUGGGUGCACUCGUGAAUAUGAUGGUGUCUCCCUUCUUGCCCUCGCCUGAGGAGAGUCAUCGUUAGAACGUGGAGAUUUUUUUGGAGGGCACAGUAAAAAAUUGGUGUGCUCGAAACAAAACAAGGGUGGUAUUAUCCUGGUAAACAUAUGGUUUUGCUCGUUGUACCAUACAACCAAGUAUGGUGCUUGUUUAAAGUUUU
This is a messenger RNA of Closterium sp. NIES-67, 7227 nucleotides long. The record is from the annotation of a GenBank genome assembly. Lineage: Eukaryota; Viridiplantae; Streptophyta; Zygnematophyceae; Desmidiales; Closteriaceae.